Messenger RNA from Rattus norvegicus (Norway rat), 3029 nucleotides. It is a transcript of the gene Nars2, whose product is annotated as asparaginyl-tRNA synthetase 2, mitochondrial. Gene Ontology annotation, molecular function: aminoacyl-tRNA ligase activity; nucleotide binding; nucleic acid binding. The coding region runs from base 264 to 1697 and encodes 477 amino acids. Gene Ontology annotation, biological process: asparaginyl-tRNA aminoacylation; tRNA aminoacylation for protein translation. The transcript has 14 exons. NCBI's taxonomy places the organism in Eukaryota, Metazoa, Chordata, Mammalia, Rodentia, Muridae. The record is from RefSeq and is marked validated. Gene Ontology annotation, cellular component: mitochondrion; mitochondrial matrix.
AGUUGUAACGUGCUUUAACUCUGGGUAUGGGCUCUGGACCCACCUACACUGUAACAUAGGUCUCCGUGUUCGGUGUAGUAGAACCUUCUGUGCUUUCGGGAGCUGGACGCGGAGGAGGGCUCCUGCAGGAACGGCUUGGGGCGCGGAGGGAAGAGCGACCCGAGAGCCUGACGGCAGGACUGUGCGGGUGAAGAAAGCUGCUCUGGCGGACUGCGAGCCGGAACGUACCCCGGCCGUCCCUUGGAUCUCUGGCCGGUCUCACCAUGCUCGGGGCCCGGCGCCUGCUCGGAGCGCUGCGCCUCUGUUCCUCUGUUUCCUGCCCCAGGCCCCGCGCGACUGCCAAACUGCGCGUGCGGGACGCUCUUGGGGUCCAGGACGCGAGUGGGGAGUGCGUAACGGUGCAGGGGUGGAUCCGGUCAGUCAGAUCCCAGAAGGAAGUUUUGUUCCUGCAUGUAAAUGACGGCUCUUCUUUGGAAAGUCUUCAGGUUGUUGCAGAUUCAAGCUUCGACAGUAGAGAAUUGGCUUUUGGGAGUUCUGUGCAAGUCCAAGGGCAGCUGGUCAAAAGUCAGUCCAAGAGGCAAAAUGUGGAACUGAAGGCAGAGAAGAUUGAAGUUGUUGGAACCUGUGAAGCCAAGGCAUUUCCUAUAAAGUAUAAGGAGAGGCAUCCUCUGGAGUACCUGAGACAGUACCCUCACCUGAGGUGUCGGACUAAUGCUCUGGGUUCCAUACUGAGAGUCCGCAGUGAAGCCACAGCUGCUAUUCAUUCCUACUUUAAGGACAACGGCUUCAUGCACAUCCAUACCCCAGUCCUCACGUCCAAUGACUGUGAGGGGGCCGGAGAGCUCUUUCAAGUGGAGCCUUCAAGCAAAAUAAAGGUACCCGAGGAGAAUUUCUUUGAUGUUCCUGCUUUCUUAACUGUCUCAGGACAACUUCACCUAGAAGUGAUGUCAGGAGCUUUUACCCAAGUGUUUACCUUCGGCCCAACGUUCCGAGCUGAGAAUUCGCAGAGCCGGAGACACCUGGCUGAAUUCUAUAUGGUCGAAGCCGAGGUUUCUUUUGUUGAAAGCCUUCAGGAUCUCAUGCAGGUCAUGGAAGGACUCUUCAAGGCCACCACCGAGAUGGUUCUCUCACACUGUCCUGAAGAUGUUGAACUGUGUCACCAGUUCAUAGCUUCUGGCCAGAAGGACAGACUAGAACAUAUGCUAAAAAACAACUUCCUAAUCAUCUCUUAUGCAGAAGCAAUUGAGAUCUUAAAGCAAGCAUCCCAGAACUUCACCUUUACACCCAAGUGGGGUGUUGAUCUACAAACUGAACAUGAGAAGUACCUGGUGAGACACUGUGGCAACAUACCAGUCUUUGUCAUUAACUAUCCAUCAGAACUCAAGCCCUUCUACAUGCGGGAGAAUGAAGAUGAUCCUCAGAACACAGUUGCUGCUGUAGAUCUUCUGGUUCCUGGAGUUGGGGAGCUCUUUGGAGGUAGCCUCAGGGAGGAACGGUACCAUGUCCUAGAGCAGCGACUAGCAAGAUCAGGACUUACGAAAGCCUAUCAGUGGUACCUGGACCUUCGCAAGUUUGGAUCUGUGCCGCAUGGAGGCUUCGGGAUGGGAUUUGAACGCUACUUACAAUGUAUCCUAGGAGUUGACAAUAUCAAAGAUGUUAUCCCUUUUCCAAGAUUUACUCAUUCGUGUCUUUUGUAGCUGAAAGAUUGUUUAAUGAGAAGUUCUCCAUGGCCAUGAGUAUGUAUGGAGAAGACUGGGGGUCUGUGUUCUGGAAAUGUGGAGUUCAGGGCACAAUUCAUAAUAUAUGAAAAAUACAAAUGGUCUUGAUCACCUUGAGGAGUCAAAGGCUUUUCAUGGACAAACUCCUGCAAGGAGAAAUACUAAGAGCAAGUGGGCUCUCAAAUCCGUUACCUAAGUUAAGAAGAAAGCAGUAGUGGCAGGGCUGUCCGGCCACUGGAGGAGCUGGCACAGGAGAGUAACUUGAGCCUGGGUAACAUCUCAAGAAAGAAGAAAGGAAGACAUGGAGGUGUAGACACUCAGAGUGCCUGAUGGUCCUGCCUCACCUUGCUUCAGAUCUUGGUAGCUCACUUCCCUUUGGUUUGUUUUGUUUUUGGUUUUUUUUGGGGGGGGAGGGGUUGUUUUGGUUUUUAAACAACUAGUGGCUAAAAAAUAAGGUGAUGCCGACCCUUUUCUCCCUUGCCAUUUAAACCAACAACGCCAGUCUUACUCUCGGUGCUUUACUCAGCUUCAUAGAAGAAAAUAUUCCUUUUCAGGGUCUAAAUCAAUUAAUGAAGUGGCUAUUCUGAAUUGAAAUAUUCAUCAUUGAGUAGUGAAAAAAAUCACAUUUAAUAACUGUUGAUCUUUAGUUUUAAAAGUUAAAGAGCUAACAUUAACCAUUUAAACUUGUCAAUCAUUGUUCUAGUUCAUUUAUAUUAGAUGUUUAUAAUAUUUUUAAUAGUCAUUAAAAUGCUUUUCUAAGUUGAUACCUAUGAAAGAAGUUAUUUUUAAAUUCCUCUUGAUCCUUUCCCCAUGAAAUCUGGAAGAAAGAUAUCUUUAAUCAAAGGUGGUAUUGGAAAUGUGGCCAAAUCUACAAGAUGGGUAAUUUUAGAAUAUGGUGUGGCCUGGUAGACUGUGACUGGUGCCACUUUUGAGUGCUCAAGAUCUGAGACUUCUAACACCUUGGACAACACCACUUGCUUUGUAUAGGCUGAAACAUCAUUUCUUCAGAGCUGUUACAGUACUUGGACACACUUGUAUUUGUGUGUAUCUGAAAUCAUGCUUGAACUGGAAAUGCAACUCAGGUAGAGCAUUGGCCUAGCAUGGCAAAUGCGCUCUGGGUUUGAUCCGAGGCGUGGGUAGGACUUGGGGGUGUCAUGCUGUUAAAGCUCUUGACUUGUUUUAGUCUUCACUGGGCUUCAUUUAUGUGGAUCUAUUGUUGGUUGUACAUUCAGUUGAAUUUAUAUGUAUCAAAUUAUCAAAUAAUUUUAAAAUAACAUGCAUACCUAAAAUAAUUUUCAAAGUUUCAUUGGA